GGCAAGAUUUAGGCAGAAGCGGUGUCUGUACAGCUGCUGAAAUCACUUCAAGACGCAAUGCAACGGAGCAGUCUUUUCCAAUUAAUAUUCAUGUUUAGAACGGUUAACACUUACAUUUGUUACAUAUUUUGAUACGAUGAGUUUGAGUCUCUAUUGCCUUCUGCCUUUAGCGAUGUCGUAAUAACACAGCAAGAGAAGGGCGCCUGCACUUGGGAACUCCUCAAAUUGCGGAUUUGAUUGUGAGAAGUCUGGGUAACUAUUUUACCAUAGCAAUACGCUAUUCAUCUCUACGGAUGACUGUACCAUGUGCAAGAAAGUGUGUUAAAGAACGUGCUACAAGGUGGUGGAUAUGCAUUUUAGGACUUCCCCAGAAUAUAUCCCAAUGGAUUAUUAACAGUGAGUUUUAGUCUACUCCGUUUCUACAUGUUUUCAGGACAGACGAUGGCAACGCUUUGGACGAUGUUGGCCGCGCGCAGCUCAAGGAAGUAGGUUAGCUUUAGGCUAAUUAAUCUGAACACCGACCAGGCAUCAUUUCGUUUGAUAGCCUAUUGCGACAACACGGAAAACAAAUUACAUAUACUUUCCAUCAACAUACAAGGCGUUUUUAAUCGCAAUGAACACAACAAUGGAGCACACUGGAAUUGAAGAAGUAAACCAGACACACCAGCAGCAUGAGCCCAUCAGUUUUGGAAUAGACCAGAUUCUGAACAGCACGGACCAGUCCAGUAGCUGCAUGCUCCCCAAUCGAACCGGCGACCCGGAUUACACUAUCGCCCCAAACGUUUACACCAAUGGCUACAACAGCGUUUAUAACCCGGCCUGCUCCAUGGCGGCGGGGCUUGCGGGUUCCUAUAACGUGAACAUGAACAUGAAUGUCAGCAUGAACAUGAACGUUAACGUUAACGGUGGGAACGCCGGUGGUGUUAUCAGGGUACCAGCUCACAGGCCCAUGCCACCGAAUCCGCAUCCGCCCCCUCCUAGCCAUCCAUCUGGCCUUGCGGCUGGCAUCCCUUCGGUGACUUCGAUGCCAAGUAUGGGAAAUGCGGCAAACUUUACCUUCCCGUGGAUGGAAAGCAGCAGACGGUUUGCAAAGGACAGACUUACUGCGGAGCAGGCAGAGGAAAGACAAGCAGGAGACCUCGGUGGGAGGCCAGCACCUCCUCCGGCGCUGCCAGGCCUCUGCCCUCUGCCCAAGGGGGACAUCGGCAGGGUCCCUCCCUGGAGCUCUAUGGAGACUUUAGCCAAACACUAUUACCCCGAACUUGCUCACCUGCGAGACUCCGGCCCCCUUGCAGAAUAUCCCUUUCGAAAGGGUUCUUGUCCAGUCUUUCUCUCCCUUUCCGCCUCAGCAGCCCUUUCGCCGUUCUCCGUGACCCGGCGCAUCGGCCACCCCUAUCAGAACCGGACACCGCCCAAGAGAAAAAAGCCCCGCACCUCGUUUAGCCGAGUGCAGAUCUGCGAGCUGGAGAAACGCUUUCACCGACAGAAGUACCUGGCAUCGGCGGAGCGCGCCACCCUGGCAAAGGCCCUGAAAAUGACAGACGCUCAGGUCAAAACCUGGUUCCAGAACAGGAGGACAAAAUGGCGGAGACAGACAGCAGAGGAGCGUGAGGCGGAGAGGCAGCAGGCCAACCGGCUGAUGUUGCAGCUCCAACAGGAGGCCUUCCAAAAGACCCUGAGCCAACCUCUGCAGCAGGACCCCCUGUGUCUGCACAACUCCUCCCUGUACGCUCUGCAGAACUUACAGCCCUGGGCAGAGGACAACAAGUCACCAGCCAUUCAGGCGGAUCCAUUCCCGGACUGCAGUUUGCAAGUACCAUUGUGGAAUAUCUCAAAGGUUCCUCAUGACUUACAUUUAAAAGUUGUUUUAUAUUAAAUGAUAGUGACUUUUUGAAAAGAUUAUCAAAUCUGGAAGUCUCUUUUAUGUUGGCUGUGGUUUUCUUGUGACUGAAAGGAUGACUACAUAAUUUCACACAGUGGGAAUGUCCUUUGCUCUUGGAUUACAAUAUGUAUAUAUAUUUAUAAUUUAUUGUGCCUCACAUUUAUUGUGUUAUUUGUUUGAUUUCCAUAUUCUAUCAUUUCAGACUUAAUUUCCAUACCCAAAUAAGCUGUGGGCUUCACUCCUAGCAUUUGGCAGAAAAAUAUACAUUCUUUUUAAUUGCUUUUGAGAGAAAAAACAGUAAUGUUCAAUGCGCCAUACAAGUGAAAAUCUCACUUUUUCUACAGAAAAUACGAUGGUCAGAGCUUACCCGUGAUGUUUACGUAAUCAGUUUAGUGAAAUUAGGAUAUUUUCAGAGAUGAUGUGCAAUUUCAUUUCAACCUAUGUUAUGGUUCAUGAUUCAGUUUUAUUUAUAAAGUUAUAAUUGAGUCACAUUGCCGUUUAACAAAUGGAACUACGGUUGCAAUGUUGUUUUUGCACCUACACUUUUUGAACAAUCAAAGUAUCAUAUUUGAUUUUCAGCUAGUAUAUACAUCUGACCAUUUUUUAAAUGGGUAAAUUGUGUGAUAUAACUGCAUUUUCGAUCACUGUGCCCCCGGUUGUGCCCUGAGACUAAUUGUUUUGACCGCUAACGGAAACAGGCUAAUAUAUUUAGCAUGCCCCGCGUUGCCUCAAGACAGGCAUGGUUUGGUCAUUCUCGGGCAAUAUUGACUAGCUCGGGUCUCCAAAUACUGGCAAUCCACAACAUUGGAUUUGCCGCAAUUUAGCCAGCCAGGGGAGAAUCACGGAGUUCCCUGCAGGGUACACUUGAAUUUACUUGAUCGCUAGGCCUGCUGUUGGAACCUCGCUAAAGCCUCACUUGGCCACCUUCAUGGACCACGCAGCCUGGAUGAAAUUUGCGUAGGCUUUCGCUGAAAACGAAUGGACCAUUUCGCCCAACGGUUCCCCCCUCUGUGAGUGCCAGAGAAGAAAAAACUAAUCAGACAAUGUCAGCCUUCAACAGCUGAGGGGUACCACUGUAUGUAGUUGCUGCUCCCCUUCACGUUGGUGUCACUAUGUACCCGUCCACCUUUUUUUUUUAUAUACCGUGUAUUAGCAAUCUGUAUCAGUCUUCAAAGGUAGAAUAUAUUGUAAAACAAGAAUUUCCAGUCUAGGAUGGAAUAAUGUCAAAACAAAUGGGACAGUCAUUACAAAAAGGUUCAUCCCAGGCACUUGCAUGCUUGUUAAAGCAUAAUCAGAUGCGGUCACUGCAUACUCAUAACAGUGGAACAUAACACUGUGAAAAUUUGAGGGUCUGAAUUACCAUAACUCUGUGGGUAACUGAGAUUGAGCUAUAAUAAUGGUAAACACUUGAAUAGGAUUCAAGAGUAAAUCAUACAGAUUGACAUUAUUAAACAUAUAAAAAUAGAUUAAAUACAUAGCUUUGAACCAAAGCAACACCAAAACGCAUCAUGGGUAAAUUGUGACUGACUGACAGUGUGUUGUUAUUUAUGGUGAAAAGGUAAUUUGCAGAUCAAUGAACUGGCAGACGCCUGCAGACAUUUUGUUUCUUUUGAACACAGUCAAGGAUUACAGACUGAAUGAGAUGUUAUUGUAUGAAUUAAUUAAUGCAAACUAAUAGCGUGGAACGUAAUAAAUUGGGGAACAUAUAAAAUGUUAAAUAUAAUAAUGUAUACAAUAAAA
Esox lucius (northern pike) is the source of this 3622-nucleotide messenger RNA. It is a transcript of the gene tlx2, whose product is annotated as T cell leukemia homeobox 2. The record is from RefSeq and is a predicted model, not a curated record. Lineage: Eukaryota; Metazoa; Chordata; Actinopteri; Esociformes; Esocidae. Gene Ontology annotation, biological process: animal organ development; regulation of transcription by RNA polymerase II. Gene Ontology annotation, cellular component: nucleus. Gene Ontology annotation, molecular function: DNA-binding transcription factor activity, RNA polymerase II-specific; RNA polymerase II cis-regulatory region sequence-specific DNA binding. The transcript is spliced from 5 exons. Bases 614 to 1876 code for a protein of 420 amino acids.